Andrographis paniculata is the source of this 1483-nucleotide messenger RNA. RefSeq names its product transcription factor BIM2-like. Gene Ontology annotation, molecular function: DNA-binding transcription factor activity; protein dimerization activity. The transcript has 7 exons. The record is from RefSeq and is a predicted model, not a curated record. Gene Ontology annotation, biological process: DNA-templated transcription. The coding region runs from base 283 to 1254 and encodes 323 amino acids. NCBI's taxonomy places the organism in Eukaryota, Viridiplantae, Streptophyta, Magnoliopsida, Lamiales, Acanthaceae.
AUACGAGAUUUGGGGUAUUAUUAGAAAAUUUAAAUUAAAUUAAUACUGAUGAGCGCAAUUGGCCAGCGCAUUUUCUGUACGGUCGAUUGCCCAAUCAGUGCAGCAGUUACUGCGAUUCGCGUUCGCUACUGGAAUAAUUCUCCUACAAUCGCCGAUUUUUGCCGGGAGGAGCUGUAAUCCUUUCGAAGGAGUUGAUUUAUAGUCGCUUCGGAUGAAUCGGUUUGCGUGGAGGUGGAGAAUUUGAGCGAGGGAUUGUUGUCGAAUCGCGGAGAAAGGAGAGCGAUGAACUUCGGUAAGGGAAAUCAUGAAGAGGAAGAAGAGGAGGACGAAGAGUUCGGGAGCAGGAAAGACGCCGCAGCGUCGAAUAACAGCGCACGAGAUGUGAAGAACGGUGAUAAAGCUAAUGCUAUAAGGUCGAAACACUCUGUGACGGAGCAGCGUAGGAGGAGCAAAAUUAAUGAGAGAUUUCAAAUAUUAAGAGAUUUGAUACCACAUAGUGAUCAGAAGCGAGACACCGCAUCCUUUUUGUUAGAGGUUAUUCAGUACGUACAGUUUCUACAGGAAAACGUACAGAAGUAUGAAAGCUCAUGUCAACCUUGGAGCUCAGAGCCCACAAAGUUAAUGCCUUGGAGGAACAAUCACUGGCGAGUCCAGAGCUUUUCCGGUCAGCCACAACCCAUGAAGAACAGUUCAGGAAUUGUCACAACAAUUCCUGCCACAUUCGAUGAAAACAAUAACCCCUCCUUUCCUGCAUCAAUACAGCAUCCAUGCCAACCAAACCUUGUUGAGUCUGCCCCAGUUGGUGUAGCCCCCUGUCGAUCAAUGGAUCCUCAAACUGAAAAUCCUCCACAAGGAUGCAUGUCUGUUCCCAGCACAACUGACGGUGCAUUUCCACAGUCAAUAUCCAGGCCAGCAGCCUCCAAGAGGCAAUCAGCUGAAUAUCCAACUGCUGCUCCCCUAAAUGUUGCAGAUGAGCUUACCAUUGAGGGCGGAACAAUCAGCAUCUCUAGUGUUUAUUCGCAGGGGUUGCUGAAUUCAUUGACGCGGGCACUUGAGAGCACAGGUGUGGAUCUCUCUCAAGCAAACGUUUCUGUCCAGAUCAAUCUUGGCAAACGAGCAAAUGGAGGAUCAAAUCCGAACAUAUCUAUUCCUAAGGAUCAAGAUAUGGCUGUGCAUUCGGGAAACCACAGGCCAUUUCAAGACUUGAACAACAGCGAGGACUUUGAUCCUUCGCAGAAAAGGAUGAAGCUUUGAACUGGUGUCAAAGGUCUGUUUUCAGCUCUUAAUUUAUGGAUACGAAUUUGUUUUUGAUACCGACAUUUGCCUUUUAUGUUAUUGUUACAUGUGUUGGAUUGCCGUAUUUCCUUGUCUAGUUUUUAUAUGGCUGAAAUGAUGACUAAGUUAGCUUAUGAUGGCAUUCUAAUUGUGGGAUUCAAAUAAAUGCAGACACUGCUUGUAUGUAAGCUUUUCGAAGUUUCUGGUG